Messenger RNA from Ceratitis capitata (Mediterranean fruit fly), 855 nucleotides. RefSeq lists its product as uncharacterized. Lineage: Eukaryota; Metazoa; Arthropoda; Insecta; Diptera; Tephritidae. The coding region runs from base 1 to 855 and encodes 284 amino acids. The transcript is spliced from 2 exons. The record is from RefSeq and is a predicted model, not a curated record.
AUGAAGCAUCUUUCACUCAUAUUUGUCCUUAUUGCUGCGCUUGUGCUCAGCGCACAGGCUGAGCCAGAGCCAGAACCGAACCCUGCACCGGAACCCGCUAAAGCUCAACGCGUCGUAUUACCACGUUUCCGUUCGGCUGCCGUCGAUGUCAAGGAGGCGCGCAAUGCCCAAAAUGCUGACGCUGAGAGUGACGCCGAAGCCGAUACUGAUGCGAAUGCCAAUAAGAAUGCGACACCCAAUAAAGGUGGUGCCAAUGCAUCCAGUGGUCGUUUGUUUUUGAAGAAAUUCCUACUCUUCAAGAAUAUGUUCAGUCAGCAAGAGCAACAACCCAUCAUACCAAUUAUUAUUGCCGGUAACGGUGGCGGCACCUCACCGACUUAUUCAACAUCACCAACUAUGACAGUGACUUCCACCGGUUCUAUACCCACAGCCACGGGUACGAUUACAACGUCACCCUCAACAACAACCUCGGCACGUGGUGAGCCGGCCGUACGUCAAGAAGAGGAGCAGGCGUUGGAAGAAGCUGCCGCUGCAAUUGAUGAACAGGAAUUACAAGCUGCACUUGCGGCUGGCGCACAAGAGUAUGUGGUGACAGAUCAAGAAAUACGCGGCACUUCCGAUGCUAAGGCUUCACGUGCACCGGCUCGUGUGAAUUUACGUCGUCCCGGUGGCAAGAAGGGUCAAACGGUGUCUGUGCGCAUACCGGCGAAGUACCGUAAAUACUUCAAGAACGGUCAGAAGGUGAUGCUCAACACAGGUAAUCGCCCUAUUAAGCGUCGCACUGUACAAAGGAAACGCGUCAACCGAGUACGCCGAAGGAAGAAUGGCGGCAAGAGACGUCGUGUUAAGAACUAA